AUGGGGACGAUGAAGGCAGUGGCGUGCGUCGCCUGGGCAUUGUCGCUGAUCGAUGUCAUGAUGGCCGCCGAUUACGUCGUCGGCAACCCGGCCGGCGGCUGGGACGGGAGGACCGACUACAAGUCCUGGGCCGCAGCCCAGACUUUCGCUCCGGGAGAUAGCCUAACCUUCAAAUACAACUCGUACCACAGCGUCAUGGAGGUGACCAAGGACGCCUUCGAAGCGUGCACGACCACCGACCCCAUCUUCUACGACAACAGCGGCAGCACCACCAUCGCGCUCACCAUGCCGGGGACGCGCUACUUCAUCUGCGGCGCGCCGGGACACUGCCUGGGCGGCAUGAAGAUGGUGGUGGAAGUCGCCGACCGACCCGCACCCACGACACCCACUUCGCCGCCGCCGGCGCUAUCACCGGCGCCUAUGCCGUCGGCUCCAGCGCCGAGGCCAUGGUCACCCGCGCCGGCACCCGGGGCUGCGCCGCCGAGACGUGCAGGGCACAAGAAGCACAGGAAGAGGUACUGCCCGCCUGAAACUACCGUGCAUGCGCCGGCCCCGGCCCCCACAGUACAGGCCGAAGCAGAUUUUCCGGUCGCGAUGUUUGCUCCGAUGUCAGCUCCGCCACCUCCGACGCCAACGUCGGGCGGGCCUGCCGUGCUGCGAGCAACGUGGGGCGAGGCCACUGCGGCGCUAGCAGCGCUUGGCUGGUUCAUGCUUGUAGCCCUGUGA
This is a messenger RNA of Miscanthus lutarioriparius, 726 nucleotides long. The record is from the annotation of a GenBank genome assembly. Lineage: Eukaryota; Viridiplantae; Streptophyta; Magnoliopsida; Poales; Poaceae.